This is a messenger RNA of Jatropha curcas, 700 nucleotides long. RefSeq names its product histone H3.2. Gene Ontology annotation, cellular component: nucleosome. The record is from RefSeq and is a predicted model, not a curated record. NCBI's taxonomy places the organism in Eukaryota, Viridiplantae, Streptophyta, Magnoliopsida, Malpighiales, Euphorbiaceae. Gene Ontology annotation, molecular function: structural constituent of chromatin; protein heterodimerization activity; DNA binding.
AUCCGGAACACUAAAUCUCAUCGCCAUCGCUCACAGAAUCAGUUUGAUAUUGCAUAUUUUCUCAAGAAACAAAUACUCACUUUUCGAUCAACUGCUAUGGCUCGCACCAAGCAAACAGCGAGGAAAUCAACCGGAGGAAAGGCGCCACGCAAGCAGCUGGCAACUAAGGCAGCCAGGAAGUCAGCUCCGGCAACUGGGGGAGUGAAGAAACCUCACCGUUUCAGACCUGGGACGGUCGCAUUGAGAGAAAUCAGGAAGUAUCAGAAGAGUACUGAGCUCUUGAUCCGUAAGCUUCCUUUCCAGAGGUUGGUUAGAGAAAUUGCUCAGGAUUUCAAAACGGAUCUAAGGUUCCAAAGCAGCGCAGUUGCGGCUCUUCAAGAGGCUGCAGAAGCAUACCUUGUCGGUCUCUUUGAGGACACAAAUCUCUGCGCUAUUCAUGCUAAGAGGGUCACCAUUAUGCCUAAAGACAUCCAGCUUGCAAGGAGGAUUAGGGGUGAAAGGGCAUAGAACAGUCCAUCUCACUAGAAUACUGUAUUGCCUUGGUUACAUUUAUGGUUCUAUUUGAUGAUUGGUUAGGUUAUAAAUAUUCAGAUUUCGUGGUUGUAAAUUGUUUUCAAAUCUAAUACCUAAUUGGGUUUGAUGUUCUGGCUCCUUGAUGUAUUUGUCCAAAUUGUUAAAUGAAAUAGCAAUUGAAAGCUAA